AUGUGGUCCCUAAUCGUCGUCGCCUGUUCCAUCCUCGGACCGUCCCUAGCUCUUCCUGAAGUGUCGUAUCCCUUCAAUUCGCAAUUCCCAACGGUUGCUCGAGUGGAUAAUCCAUAUGACUUCCAGCUUGCGCCAUCAUCUUUCGCUCCGGUCGGUGAUGGUGUGAAGUAUGCGCUCUCUGGCGCGCCGGUAUGGCUGUCGAUCGACUCGACGACUCGACGACUCCAGGGGACGCCAAAGGUCAACGAUGUUGGUGUAUCUAUGUUCCGAAUCUCAGCGACCGAUUCGAGCGGAACCGCGUCUAUGGAUGCCAUGUUGUUCACGGUGAUGGAUCCGCCUCCUGGACUAGGAGAAGAUGUCAGUUCUCAGUUAGCGAAGACGGAGAAGUUGUCGGGGCCAAGGACGGUUCCAAUCCGCUCGGGGGCGCAGUUUGACAUAAAGUUUUCAAGAAACACAUUCGCAGAUGAUGGCUCACGUAAAAGAUACUACGCCACUUCAAAAGACAGGACACCAUUGCCAACGUGGUUGAAGUUUACGCCAGAGACGCUGGGGUUCACUGGAAGAACACCAGACACCACGGGGCCUCCUCAGGAGUUCAUGAUCAUUCUGAUUGCGUCCGAAAUAGAUGGGUUCGAGGCUGCGUCUGUGAAUUUCACCAUCGCAGUGAGCCCACAUGAGCUCGUCUUCGAUCCGUGGGAGAACAAUUUGAGACUAAGAGGAGAGUCGGGGAGCACGAGAAAUAUCAAGAAUACGCUGUUUCUGGACGGCAAGGUUGCAGUAAAUUCGGAUAUCUCCAGGCUCUCAGUCGAGACACCAGACUGGAUCAAAUUCGACGACGGAGUAUUCAGAGCGGCUGGUGGCAUCCCUUCGAGCAUCCAGGAGACGACAAUCAAUGUGCUUGCGGAGGAUCGCUUUGGCAAUCGAGCGUCAUGUGUUGUGCGUGUUAAGGUGGACAAGGACAAAUUAGGUCUUUUCCGCAACGACAUCGGGCCGAUCGACGCGACGAUCGGUGAAGAAUUCCGUUACACGUUCGCACAAUCUCUGUUUACACGUCCAGAUGUGUCGGUGGAAAUCGUUUUAGGGUCUGCGUCUUCCUGGCUUCAAUUCGAUCCACGCACGCUCACCCUUCACGGCAAAGUUCCAACUGGCCUUGAACCAUCAAAAAUCCCUGUUAAACUCAUCGCUAGUUCAAGUUCUAACUUUGAAGAUGAAGAAAAGUUUCAUAUAUCACUA
Molecule: messenger RNA, 1233 nt
Organism: Eremomyces bilateralis CBS 781.70
Lineage: Eukaryota; Fungi; Ascomycota; Dothideomycetes; Eremomycetales; Eremomycetaceae
Exons: 1
Cellular component (GO): membrane
Molecular function (GO): calcium ion binding
Source: RefSeq, a predicted model, not a curated record